Molecule: messenger RNA, 1005 nt
Organism: Nymphaea colorata (pocket water lily)
Lineage: Eukaryota; Viridiplantae; Streptophyta; Magnoliopsida; Nymphaeales; Nymphaeaceae
Product: cytochrome b6-f complex iron-sulfur subunit, chloroplastic-like
Exons: 5
Coding region: 133-804 (223 amino acids)
Cellular component (GO): plasma membrane
Molecular function (GO): oxidoreductase activity; 2 iron, 2 sulfur cluster binding
Source: RefSeq, a predicted model, not a curated record
UGAUUCAGAAACAAUGGAUCUCGAACCCAUCUGGCCCUAUAUGUUGGUCUUGAGAUGCUCAAACUCGUCGUCCCCCUUCACUCUGUUCACACCAUCUUUAGAUCAUUCCCUGAAUAGGAAGGAGCCCUUGCCAUGGCUGCUUCCACUCCACUUGCCACUCUCUCUACCUCUCAGGUAUAUUGUGCUAAACUUGGUGCAACACGAGCACCGGAAUCGGUAGUGUUGAAAGCAAGCAGCCUCGGUAGCUCGAAGAAAAGAUUUGCGAAGAUCGUAUGCCAGGCGGCGACUGAAAUUCCGGCUGGGGAGUCGCCGGAGUUGAGCAAACGCCAAUUUCUGAUGAAUUUAGUUCUUCUUGGCGCGGUAUCAUUGCCGGCCGGCGGAGUGUUGGUCCAUCCUGCCUCUGCGGCACUGCCACCUGAUGCAUCGGUUGCGAGGGAUGAUUCGGGGAAGGAAAUCAUAGCAGCUGAGUGGAUCAAGACACACGACGCUGGUGACAGAACGAUAACUGAAGGAUUGGAUGGGGAACCAACGUACUUAAUUCUGGACAAUGACAAAACACUGGCCAAGUUUGCAAUCAAUGCAAUCUGCACCCACCUUGGAUGCAUCGUGCCAUGGGAGGAAAGCGAGAACAAGUUCAUGUGCCCUUGCCAUGGCUCUCAAUAUGACAGCCAAGGCAAGGUUGUUCAGGGACCUGCUCCUCAGUCCCUGAGACUUGCCCACGUUGAACUUAUUGACGACAAAGUGGUCUUCGUCCCAUGGGUUGAAACAGACUUCAGGACAGGUGAAGAGCCGUGGUGGGUUUGAUAAAUAAGCAUUACUUAGUUUAGAAGUUAAUCUUUUCUCAAGAUUUGUUCAUGACAAGUAGUGCAGCCAGUGCUUCUACCUCUUGUAAUGUGCUGCGCGUUCAUAUAUGUGGAGGAAAAUGUACGUAGAACAUGUUCGUCUGUGGUGUAUACAUUACUCUCCAGGACUUCAAUAUUAUUCUUUAGCAUGGUUGGCUGGAAA